AUGACUAGCGUAUAUACUUCUGAUUUGAAAAAUCAUAGAAGAGCACCACCUCCACCUCCGUCACUAUCAACUUCAAAUAUAAGUACAAUUAAUAAUAAUAAUAAUAAUUCAUCAACAAUUAGUAUUAAUUCAAACAAAAGACAAUCAGGCUGGGUACAUGUCAAAGAUGAUGGUUUAUUUACUUCAUUUAGAUGGAACAAAAGAUUUAUGAAUAUAAAUGAAAGAUCACUAAAUUUUUAUAAAAAUGAACCAAAUAUUACUGAAGUUAUUGUACCUGAUUUAUUAUUACCAUUAAAUUUAAUUAGUAAUGUUAAUUUAAAACCUCAACUGGGUCAUUCUAAAACUGCUCAAUCUUUUGAAAUUGUUCCAAAAAAUAAUGGUAAACCAAUACUAAUAUCUGUUAAAUCAAGUAAUGAUUAUACAGAUUGGUUAAAUGCUUUUUCAAAAUGUCCAUUAAUUCAAAUUGGUACUAAUUCAAGUCUACCUUCAUCAAAUUCAAAUAUAACACCAUCAAUAAAUACAACAUCUUUACUAAAUGGUGGAAAUUCAAGUGUAUCAAGUCCAAUAAAUUUUACUCAUAAAGUUCAUGUUGGUUUUGAUCCUGCAAGUGGUAAUUUUACUGGAUUACCAGAAACUUGGAAGAGUUUAUUACAACAUUCAAAAAUCACAAAUGAAGAUUGGAAAAAAGAUCCAGUUGCAGUUAUAGAAGUAUUGGAAUUUUAUUCUGAUAUAAAUGGUUCAUCACCAAAUACUCCUUUAAUUAAUAAUCAACAACAACAACAACCUUCAAAUAUUGAUCAAAAUAAUUCAACAAAUUUACAAGAAUGGACUAAACCACCACCAAAAAGUAAUGCACAACAAUUUAAACCAAAUAGAGCUGCUCCAAAACCUCCAGUUCCUUAUCAUUUAACUCAAGAACAAGCAGCUAAAAAUAUAUCACCAUUAAAUAAUUUAAUUAAUAAAUCAGAAGCACCAAUACCUAUCAGACGAGCUCCCCCACCACCUCAAUCAUCAUCACAGCCAAAGCCUAAACAGACUCCACCAUUAGCUCCAACUCCACCUUCUCAACUACCACAGCAACAACAACAACCACAAACAUUAACUCAAACCCAACAAUUACAACAACAACAUCACCAAACACAUCCUAAUUUAAAAAUACAAAAGAGUUAUAACACCGAUACACAACCAAAUGAACCAAUAAAACCAUUACAAUUAAAACCAAAACAGCAAAAGGAUACAACUCCUCCAAUGGGUCCAGUUCCAACUAAAACUCCAAAACAACUUAAAAAAGAAAGAGAAAGAUUAAAUGAUUUACAGAUUAUAGCGAAAUUAAAAACGGUUGUAAAUAGUAAUGAUCCGAAACCACUAUUUAGAAUAAUUGAAAAAGCAGGUCAAGGUGCUAGUGGUAAUGUUUAUUUAGCAGAGCAAUUAAGUAAUCAUCAAAAAAUUGCAAUUAAACAAAUGGAUUUAAAUGUUCAACCAAGAAAAGAAUUAAUUAUUAAUGAAAUUUUAGUUAUGAAAGAUUCUCAACAUAAAAAUAUUGUUAAUUUUUUAGAUUCUUAUUUAAGAAAAGAUACUGAAUUAUGGGUUAUAAUGGAAUAUAUGGAAGGUGGUUCAUUAACGGAAAUUAUAGAAAAUAAUGAAUUUAAAUUAAAUGAAAAACAAAUUGCAACAAUUUGUUUUGAAACUUUAAAAGGUUUACAACAUUUACACAAAAAGCAUAUUAUUCAUAGAGAUAUUAAAUCAGAUAAUGUAUUACUUGAUGCAAGAGGUUAUGUUAAAAUAACAGAUUUUGGUUUCUGUGCAAAAUUAACUGAUCAAAGAAAUAAAAGAGCAACAAUGGUAGGUACACCGUAUUGGAUGGCACCAGAAGUUGUGAAACAAAAAGAAUAUGAUGAAAAAGUUGAUGUUUGGUCGUUGGGUAUAAUGACUAUAGAAAUGAUUGAAGGUGAACCACCUUAUCUAAAUGAAGAACCCCUUAAGGCGCUUUAUUUAAUUGCUACAAAUGGUACUCCAAAACUUAAGAAACCAGAACAAUUGAGUAAUUCUAUAAAGAAAUUUUUAAGUAUAUGUUUAUGUGUUGAUACAAGGUAUAGAGCUAAUACUUCAGAAUUAUUAUCACAUUCUUUUAUAACUCACAAAAGCGGAUCAAUUGAAGAUCUUGCUCCCCUUUUGGAAUGGAAACAAAAAGCCUCUAUUGAAGAAAUUCAUGGUGAUAAUGAUGAUAAUGGAUUUUAA
This is a messenger RNA of Lodderomyces jiufengensis, 2238 nucleotides long. RefSeq names its product serine/threonine protein kinase (gene CLA4). The transcript has a single exon. Gene Ontology annotation, biological process: protein phosphorylation; intracellular signal transduction; regulation of MAPK cascade. Gene Ontology annotation, molecular function: ATP binding; protein serine/threonine kinase activity. Gene Ontology annotation, cellular component: cytoplasm. The coding region runs from base 1 to 2238 and encodes 745 amino acids. NCBI's taxonomy places the organism in Eukaryota, Fungi, Ascomycota, Pichiomycetes, Serinales, Debaryomycetaceae. The record is from RefSeq and is a predicted model, not a curated record.